GUGUGUUAUAUUUGCAUGUCCCGAUCUACUGUUUUCAAAGUUUCGAAGUGGCUCAUUUUUAUCAAAGAAGUCCUCAACUUCUCCGGUAAUUUAUUAAAAAGUUUGAUACAAGAUACAUCCUGCACAACCUCACCUGUGGUAUGGACGAGUACCGUUUUCCUCAAUUAUUGUAGGUGCAGUGGUGCAGAGGUAUCAGAAUUUCUAGGACUGUGCCCAUUCACAAUAAAUAUGAAAAUGACUGAUAAUUCUUUGCCCAGCCCUAUUGAUCUAAGUGUCCCGAAAUCAACCAGCUUCGGUUCAGAAAUAACUUGUAAUCCCCGAAACUCAGUGAAUCCUAUAAUUUCUCCACAUUACUCGAAGGAAGCACAACUGAUUUAUAGUUUUAAUAAAUACGCUACAGCGAAACCUAAUUUCAAUCCUACUGAACAUUGGCUGCUACGAACAGAAUCCAUUCCCUCUGAUCCGGUAAAAAUGAACAGGAUCAUCGAAGGAUCGAUGCCAUCAGAUAACUCUUCUAGAAGUCCUCAAGUAUUGGAGCCGACAAAUAUUCAAAGCAAUCCAUUGAAAGAAAAUUUCGAAAUGAAAAAUAUUAAACGUAGAUCUUCAAACUGUUCCACAUCGAGCUCCUUGUCGAAUUUUAGCAAUGACUCAAAUAACAAUGAAAAUGUGGUAUUAGAAAAAUCGACUACAAAGAAAACUGAUGGAAGACUAUCACCACAGAAAAAGAAAUCAAGGACAACCAUUUUUGAAAAUAAUGAAGGAGCAUUUUUGAAAACGGAAAUAUCUACCCCAGAACAAUCGAGACUAGGUCCUUCUCCAACAUCUUCCUGCGCAAGCGAAAUAGAUCACUGUGACUCAAGUGGCAGAUACACAUCAACACGCCCCUUCAAAGUUAUAACUAGUGGAAUGAUUAUAGAUCCGAUUCCAUUAAAAGGCCCUUUGGGAGACUUUGAAACCUUCAGACAAAAUAUCUUGUCGAAAGUGGGCUCCAAUAGAUCGACCAAUAGCAAUAUGCGAAGACAAGGGAAUACAGCUAAUACUCACAUAACUGACCCAGCAUAUUGGGAAAAACGUAAGAAAAACAACGAAGCAGCAAAACGUUCGAGGGACGCCAGAAGGAGGAAAGAAGAUGAAAUAGCUAUAAGAUGUGCUUAUCUGGAGCAAGAGCGAAUACUUAUGCUGCAAGAAAAUAGAAUGUUAAGAGAAGCACUGGAAAAAUGCCACCAAUUCGGAUUCAUUCGAUAGAAAAUUUAAACGAUCUUCUCUGGAUUGUAUCAAUUUUCAAAUUAAUGGGCUAGGAGUCAUACGCUGCUUAGAUGAGUCAAUCAUUAGGGCGUUUCAAAAAAAAAAUAUAUAUUCUUUCUCGGAACCACGCUCAAAAGUUUUGUUUGAAUGCCAAAAUAGGCCUUUGAAAAUAUGAGCCCUUAAUAUUAAUGUUUAAUAUAAUUUAUACAAUGGCACUUUUCGAUUUCCCAUAAGAAUAACACAGGAAAAAAAAAUUCUUUAACAUACCAAAAAUAAUUAAUAUUAUUAAUUAUUAUUAAUAUUAUUGAUUAAUAAUUAAUAAUUAAUUAAUAAUAAAAGUUAACAGGUUUUAAAACAAUCUGAAAGUUUAUUUCUAAAUUCUCAGAGUUAAAAAAAAUCCUAUUGAACAAUUGAUGCUAAUUUUCAAAAAUUAGAAUUUUCAAAAGAGUUAACUGUCAUUGAUAAUUUGUUUUAAGUACCCCGUCUAUCAUUACUAUACAGGAUGUC
This is a messenger RNA of Coccinella septempunctata (seven-spotted ladybird), 1752 nucleotides long. RefSeq lists its product as uncharacterized. Gene Ontology annotation, molecular function: DNA-binding transcription factor activity, RNA polymerase II-specific; RNA polymerase II cis-regulatory region sequence-specific DNA binding. The record is from RefSeq and is a predicted model, not a curated record. Gene Ontology annotation, cellular component: nucleus. NCBI's taxonomy places the organism in Eukaryota, Metazoa, Arthropoda, Insecta, Coleoptera, Coccinellidae. Bases 16 to 1245 code for a protein of 409 amino acids. The transcript has 5 exons. Gene Ontology annotation, biological process: regulation of transcription by RNA polymerase II.